Aspergillus tubingensis is the source of this 1086-nucleotide messenger RNA. RefSeq names its product aldo/keto reductase. Lineage: Eukaryota; Fungi; Ascomycota; Eurotiomycetes; Eurotiales; Aspergillaceae. The transcript has 2 exons. The record is from RefSeq and is a predicted model, not a curated record. The coding region runs from base 1 to 1086 and encodes 361 amino acids.
AUGUCCUCAUCAACCACCACCACCACUCCCCCAUCACCAACCAAAAAAUCACCCCUCUCCCACCACCGCCACCUCUCCCCCACCUCCUCCAUCCGCAUCUCCCCCCUCCAACUCGGCGGCAUGUCCCUGGGCACAACCUGGAGCGACCGUCUCGGCGCAGUCCCCAAAUCCACCGCCUUCACCCUCCUCGACAGAUUCUACGCCCUAGGCGGCAACUUCAUCGACACCGCAAACGCCUACCAAGCAGGGCAAUCGGAGGAAUGGAUCGGCGAAUGGAUGGCGACACGCUCUCCAACCCGUCGCUCGGAAAUGGUCAUCGCAACGAAAUACACCCUCUCCCCUAUUCCCCCCAACCAUACUCCCCAAAUCCAACAAAGCAACUUCGGCGGCAACGGCACCAAAUCCAUGCGCGUCUCAAUCGACGACUCCCUCCGCAGACUUCAAACCACCUACAUCGAUGUGUUCUACGUGCACGCGUGGGAUUACUCCACGAACGUGGAGGAGUUGAUGCAAUCGCUCAACCAUCUCGUCGCGCAGGGGAAGGUACUCUACCUGGGGAUUAGUGAUGCGCCGGCGUGGGUGGUCAGCAAGGCGAAUAUGUAUGCGAGGGUGCAUGGACUCCGCGGGUUCAGUGUUUAUCAGGGAUACAUUCGCCCCCCCAACAACGACUCUGCUCCGAAGAGAGUUCGAAACUUCUCCCACCUACUCACCGGCCACGAAGAACAGGUCUCGUUGGUGUUGGAUACCGUUGCGAAGCGUCAUGGAGAGGGAGUUUCGGUGACUAGCGUGGCUAUUGCCUACGUGUUGCAGAAAACACCCUACCUUUUCCCCAUUAUCGGCGGGCGAACGGUCGAACAGCUCGAGGAGAAUGUGCAGGCGUUGGGUUUGGAACUUACUGCGGAAGACGUCAAGGAUAUUGAUGCUGCGUAUCCAUUUGAUUUGGGGUUCCCGCAUAGUUUUCUCUGUCCUGGGGGGUAUCGUGAUGGUGGGGGGUGUCCGGGACCUCAGGAUGUGGCGUUUUCGAGGACGAUGGGGGAGUUUGAUUAUGUUGAGGGGGGGAGGGCGAUUAGGGCUGUUAAGGGGUGA